CUCUGCUCAUCGUAGACAUCGCGAUCGCCAUACUUGACCUUGUAGAGCUCCCUGUCUUCUCUGGUUGAAGUGUUUUGCCAUCUCUCUCUCUCUCUCUCGCUUCUCUCUCUGUGUGUAUAUAUAUGCUGUAUUGGUGACGUUGCAGCAGCGGUUCUUGGGUGCAUGGCCUACUCUCGAUCUUGUGAUCAGUGCAGUCACGGAUAAAUUUGAGGGCAACCAGGACUGACUGACCCUGACUGCGCCUGCGUGCCCUGUCAAUCGGAGGUAGAAUUGAAAAAAAAAGAGGAAGAUAACACUGUGAUUAGCACGGUGUAGAGGGUCACAUGUUAGCAGCCCAAGCAAUCUCGUGUGGUGUUUUGUCCCUGUGUUUCUUGAUCAUGUUCAAUGCAGAGAGAAGAUCCAGCUUCAUGAAGUGGCUCUGCGCUUUCCUGAAGGGGCCGAAGGACGGCGAGCCCAACCGACGGCGCCCUCGGGUGACGGCAGGAGAAGAGACCACUCUCUGGGAAGAACCAGUUAGACCAAAGAAGGAAGAUCCACCUAGACAAAACAAUGAAGCAAUGGAUCAUGCACUUGCACUGGCUCUUGCCGAGGAUGCCAAGAACACAAAAGAGAAAAACCAUGACAAGGGAGCGAACGAUGAAGAACUUGCUAGAGCAAUACAGGACAGUCUGAAUAUGAAUCCUUGCCAGCCUUACAAUCCUUAUGCAACCUCUCAGGCCAGGGCGAGAGGAUACAGGGUCUGUGGGGGUUGCAAGCAUGAGAUAGGACAUGGCCAUUACUUGAGCUGCAUGGGAAUGUACUGGCAUCCUCAGUGCUUCCGUUGUUCUUCCUGUCACCACCCUAUCCGUGAGACGGAGUUCACCUUGCUAGGUGCAGAUCCAUACCACAAGCUGUGCUACAAGGAGCUGCAUCACCCAAAGUGUGAUGUCUGCCUUCAAUUUAUUCCAACCAACAGGACUGGCCUGAUAGAGUACAGAGCCCAUCCAUUUUGGGGACAGAAGUAUUGUCCUUUACAUGAGCAUGAUAGAACACCUCGUUGCUGUAGCUGUGAGAAAAUGGAGCCAAGGAACACAAAGUAUAUGCCGUUAGGGGAUGGACGCAGUUUGUGCAUGGAAUGCCUGGAUUCUGCAGUUAUGGACACCGGUGAAUGCCAACCCCUGUACCAUUCCAUCAGAGACUACUACGAAGGGAUGAACAUGAAACUAGACCAGCAGAUACCCAUGCUCUUGGUUGAACGUCAAGCCCUUAAUGAAGCUAUGGAAGGAGAAUGCAAAGGACCGCACCAUAUGCCUGAAACAAGAGGCCUUUGUCUGUCAGAGGAGCAGACUGUGACCAGUAUACUUAGAAGGCCCAGAAUUGGUGCAAAUCGCUUACUGGAUAUGAGAACCCAACCGCAAAAGCUAACUAGGAGAUGCGAAGUCACUGCAAUUCUUGUCUUGUUUGGCCUCCCCAGGCUGCUAACGGGCUCCAUUCUUGCCCAUGAAUUGAUGCACGGGUGGUUGCGCCUCAAAGGUUACCGGAACCUAAAGGCAGAUAUCGAGGAAGGAAUAUGCCAGGUCAUGUCUUACCUGUGGCUGGAGUCAGAGAUCCUUCCUGCUACUUCAAGAUAUGGACAACCUUCAACAUCUUAUGCUUCAUCUUCGUCGUCUUCCUAUCGACCACCACCGUCCAAGAAGGGUGGAAUCUCACACACCGAGAAGAAGCUAGGAGAGUUCUUCCUGCAUCAGAUUGCCAACGACACAUCAACAGCAUACGGUGAUGGUUUCAGAGCUGCCUACGCAGCUGUGAACAAGUAUGGCCUUCGUCAAACACUGAACCAUAUACGGCUAACCGGAGGCUUUCCUGUGUGAUACAAGAAAGCACUGUCUGUCCAUGUCCAUGCUGGAUGCAGAAAUACAAAUAUCAUAUACAAUUACACACAUAGUUGUGGAGAUAAUGUGGGUUAUGCUUAUGGAGCGAUUCGGAUUUGGGUGACCUUGAGUUUUCAGAGGGGUCCUAUCAGAGUAAAUCAGUAAAGGAAUUGGAUUUGCUCAAAUUAACAGGAGCUGAGGUUGCAGUGUAAUAAGGUGGCCUAAGAAACACUAAUGUAAUACCCAUGAUAAUCUAGUGAAAUAUUCAUAUAU
This is a messenger RNA of Oryza brachyantha (malo sina), 2123 nucleotides long. RefSeq names its product protein DA1-related 2. NCBI's taxonomy places the organism in Eukaryota, Viridiplantae, Streptophyta, Magnoliopsida, Poales, Poaceae. The record is from RefSeq and is a predicted model, not a curated record. Gene Ontology annotation, molecular function: ubiquitin binding. The transcript is spliced from 13 exons. Bases 324 to 1850 code for a protein of 508 amino acids.